Messenger RNA from Staurois parvus, 421 nucleotides. NCBI's taxonomy places the organism in Eukaryota, Metazoa, Chordata, Amphibia, Anura, Ranidae. The record is from the annotation of a GenBank genome assembly.
CACCGAUCCACGGAAAGAGCCGAAGAUGUCGGCUCGGUCAUGUGAUCAGCUGUGUCCAAUCACAGCUGAUCACAUCAGUGCCACCUGUCAGUGUCUAUCAGUGCCAGCUGUCAGUGCUCAUCAGUGCCACAUGCCAGUGCAAAUCAGUGCCACAUCAAUGCCACAUAUCAGUGUCUACCAGUGCAUAUCAAUGCCACAUAUCAGUGCCCAUCUUAGCUGCCUUACAGUGUCACCCAUCAGUGCCAGUCAGUGCCACCUAUCAAUGCCAAUCAGUGCCAGUCAGUGCCUAUAAAAGAGAAGGGCCACCCAUCAAUGUCAAUCAGUGCUGCCAAUCAGUGUCCCACCUAUCAGUGUCAGUCAGUGCCACCCAUCAAUGUCCGCCUAUCAGUGCACAUCAGUGUCGCCUAUCAGUGCACCGUCA